AUGUCGAACGUUGAACUUGGUGUGCAGACGGAGAAGGCCUUCCAGAAGCAGCCUCUCUUCCUUAACUCGAAGGUGGCUCGCAAGAGCACCCGUGCCAAGCGGUGGUACAAGGAUGUUGGUCUUGGUUUCAAGACCCCUGGUGCUGCCAUCAACGGUACUUAUAUCGACAAGAAGUGCCCAUGGACUGGUCUGGUCUCGAUCCGUGGCCGUAUCCUCAGCGGCAAGGUCGUCUCGACUAAGAUGACCCGCACUGUGGUCAUUCGCCGGGAGUACCUGCACUACGUCCCGAAGUACAACCGUUACGAGCGCCGCCACAAGAACCUUUCGGUGCACGUUUCGCCCGCCUUCCGUGUGGAAGUUGGUGACAUUAUUGUGGCUGGUCAGUGCCGCCCUCUCUCGAAGACUGUGCGUUUCAACGCCCUCAAAGUCAUUAAGAACAAGAGCACUGAGCGUGCCAAGGCGUUCAACCGCUUCUAA
This is a messenger RNA of Malassezia pachydermatis, 477 nucleotides long. RefSeq names its product 40s ribosomal protein s11. The record is from RefSeq and is a predicted model, not a curated record. Gene Ontology annotation, cellular component: cytosolic small ribosomal subunit; ribosome. Lineage: Eukaryota; Fungi; Basidiomycota; Malasseziomycetes; Malasseziales; Malasseziaceae. Gene Ontology annotation, molecular function: structural constituent of ribosome. Gene Ontology annotation, biological process: translation. The transcript is spliced from 3 exons. The coding region runs from base 1 to 477 and encodes 158 amino acids.